Acaulospora colombiana is the source of this 933-nucleotide messenger RNA. NCBI's taxonomy places the organism in Eukaryota, Fungi, Glomeromycota, Glomeromycetes, Diversisporales, Acaulosporaceae. The record is from the annotation of a GenBank genome assembly.
AUGGCUUCCACUUUUAAAAUUUCUUGUAUUCAAUUGGCCGUCUCUUCUGAUAAGUCAUUAAAUCUUCAGAAUGCAAAAAAGAGAAUUUUAGAAGCAUCAAAGAAUGGAGCAAAACUUAUUGUACUGCCGGAAUGUUUCAAUUCAACUUACGGGACGCAAUAUUUCGAUCAAUUCGCCGAAUAUAUUCCUAAUGGGGAAAGUGUCAGGACUCUUUCGGCGGCAGCCAAGGAGGCUAACGCCUACGUUGUUGGAGGUACCAUAAAUUUUCAUUUGCCCGUGUUUUCUUGUCAAAUGAUUGAUGAAUCCGCCGAUAAGUCACACGCACACUGCAUCUUAGGGUCUAUCCCGGAAAGAGAAGAAUCUUCCGGAAAAUUGUAUAAUACUUGCACCGUCUAUGACCCGGAAGGAAAUUUGAUUGCAAAGCAUCGCAAGGUUCAUCUAUUUGACAUUGAUAUUCCUGGCAAGAUUACUUUCCAAGAGAGUGCGAUUCUGAGUCCUGGAAACUCCUUGACAUACUUUGACACAGAGUAUGGUAAGAUUGGUGUGGGAAUAUGUUAUGACAUUCGAUUUCCGGAGAUGGCUAUGAUAGCCGCUCGAAAAGGAUGUAUCGCAAUGAUUUAUCCCGGUGCCUUUAAUCUCACCACCGGUCCGUUGCACUGGGAACUUUUGCAAAGAGCUCGGGCCGUGGAUAAUCAAUUCUAUGUGGCGACAUGUUCUCCAGCUAGAGAUAUGAAUUCAUCUUAUAAUGCAUGGGGUCAUUCCACUGUUGUAGAUCCAAAUGGUCAGAUUCUCGCGACGACAGAAUCCGAGGAAGAUACCAUCUACGCAGACAUAGAUCUAGAAUAUCUGAGAACUAUUCGCCAAUCCAUUCCUGUUAGUAGUCAAAGACGAUUUGACCUAUAUCUUGAUGUUGCAACCGGAUCCGAAAAAUAA